AUUUUCAUACCCCGUCAUCAUCCCUAUUUCAGAUCCCGGAAAGCAAAUUCACUCCGAUUUAUGAUAUGAAGGCACAAGGCUUCACAAUCUGGACCACCACUUUCAAAUCAAAGAUAGUCAGAUUCUGGGUCCUCUCUACAUACUUCGUGUCAUCUGAUCGUCAAACCAGGAUAGCUUCUCAGGAUGCUGAGAAGGUGUUGCGAGACGACAACGUGUACUUCAACAGCUUCAACGGUGUCAAGGGUAGCGUGUCCACCAGCCUCGAGAAGCUGAGCAGCGUCUACACCCAACAGGCCUGCAUCGGAUGGCUAGGUCGCCAAUACACCUACAACAUGACAUCGCUUCUGGAAUGCAGCAGCACCACAAUAUCCCCCUGGGCUCCAUUCUACUACUCCGGACAGUUGGUCGGCCUCAGGUUCAUGGUCUUCGGAACUUUGAAGCUAGACAAGAGUGAUAAAGACUCCUUUGAGUAUUAUUCACACAGUAGCGUCAAGUCUGACGUGCCUAAAGCCUCUAAGUGCUUCUAUAACGCAGCCAAAGCUACAGGAGCCAUAGCUAUGACCCUGGUCUUCAAUAACAACCAUGAGCUGAUCUCCUGUGUCCUAGAGUAAAGAACUGCGAGUAGGUGACCUCCUGUCGAAGAAUUAAAAUAUGAAGAAGUAUAUGUACUGCAUUAUAAUAUAAACGAAUUAAACGAUAUAUUAUAUUA
This is a messenger RNA of Spodoptera frugiperda (fall armyworm), 709 nucleotides long. RefSeq lists its product as uncharacterized. The record is from RefSeq and is a predicted model, not a curated record. The transcript has 4 exons. Bases 66 to 611 code for a protein of 181 amino acids. Lineage: Eukaryota; Metazoa; Arthropoda; Insecta; Lepidoptera; Noctuidae.